Molecule: messenger RNA, 782 nt
Organism: Cuscuta campestris
Lineage: Eukaryota; Viridiplantae; Streptophyta; Magnoliopsida; Solanales; Convolvulaceae
Source: the annotation of a GenBank genome assembly
CAAAGAAUAUUUGAUGCACCCACUCCCUCACUCCUUCAACCCUAACUAUAACCCCUCCUCCAAGCUCCAAGGGUAGGUAGCCCUAAUAACAGGGGGUGACUCAGGCAUAGGGAGGGCAGUGUCCUACUAUUUCACAUUAGAGGGUGCAACUGUGGCCUUUACAUAUGUUAAAGGGCAGGAGGUUGAGGACAAGGACCAAACUCUCAAGAUAUUACAUGGAAUUAAGGCACAGGGAGCAAAAGACCCAAUUGCCCUUCCCACUGAUGUUGGGUUUGAAGAGAACUGCAAACAGGUUGUUGACCAAGUUGUUUGCUUCGAGGCACAUGAAGGAAGGGAGCUGCAUCAUAAACACAGCAUCACUUGCAGCAUAUCAAGGGAAUCAAAACCUGUUGGACUACAGCUCAACCAAGGGAGCCAUUGUCGCGUUCACGAGGAGCUUGUCGCAGCAACUUAUAAGCCGAGGAAUACGCGUGAACGCGGUGGCCCCCGGUCCGGUCUGGACGCCGCUGCAACCGGCGUCCACGCCUGCGGAGAAGAUUGCACAGCUUGGAAGUGAAGUGCCCUUGGAUAGGGCAGAUGAGCCUUAUGAGAUUGCCCCUUCUUAUGUCUUCUUGGCUUCCAAUGAUUGUGCUUCCUACAUCACUGGCCAAGUUGUGCACCCUAAUGGUGGUUCCAUUGUGAAUGCUUGAUCAAGACACCCAAAAUAUUUUCUCCGUUUCUAAAUAAUCGUCUAUUAUAAUAUUAAAUAAACAUUAAAAUUUGAAUGAAUGUAGACAAACAUU